Messenger RNA from Plutella xylostella (diamondback moth), 1879 nucleotides. RefSeq names its product COP9 signalosome complex subunit 2 alien (gene alien). Gene Ontology annotation, molecular function: protein binding. The record is from RefSeq and is a predicted model, not a curated record. NCBI's taxonomy places the organism in Eukaryota, Metazoa, Arthropoda, Insecta, Lepidoptera, Plutellidae.
CAUGACAAAUGACAGAUACGGCCAAAAAAGCUUCUUGAUCGCCAAAUUUGUUGUUUUCUAAUUUUAUAGUUUAUUAUAGCUUUCAAAUAAUCAAGUAUACAAUUUUAAAGAAACGACAUGUCUGAUAACGACGAUGACUAUAUGUGUGAGGAAGAGGAGGACUAUGGAUUGGAAUACUCGGAGGACAGCAACUCGGAGCCGGAUGUGGACCUGGAGAACCAGUACUACAACAGCAAGGCACUCAAGGAGGAUGAGCCCAAAGCCGCACUUGUCAGCUUCCAGAAGGUUCUAGAGCUGGAAGGGGGCGAGAAGGGGGAGUGGGGGUUUAAGGCACUCAAGCAGAUGAUUAAGAUUAAUUUUAAAUUGAGUAACUUUGCUGAGAUGAUGACUCGGUACAAGCAGCUGCUCACAUACAUCAAGAGCGCCGUCACCAGGAACCACUCCGAGAAGUCCAUCAACUCUAUCCUUGACUACAUCUCCACCUCUAGGAAUAUGGAAUUACUACAAGACUUCUACGAGACAACUCUAGAAGCCUUGAAAGAUGCCAAGAAUGACCGGCUGUGGUUCAAAACUAACACUAAACUAGGCAAGCUCUACUAUGACAGGGGAGACUUUAACAAAUUAGCUAAAAUAUUGAAACAGCUGCAUCAAAGUUGUCAGACGGACGACGGCGAGGACGACCUCAAGAAGGGCACGCAGCUGCUCGAGAUCUACGCGCUCGAGAUCCAGAUGUACACCGCGCAGAAGAACAACAAGAAGCUCAAGGCGCUCUACGAACAGUCGCUUCACAUCAAGUCCGCUAUCCCGCAUCCGCUGAUCAUGGGCGUUAUUAGAGAAUGCGGCGGCAAGAUGCACCUGCGAGAAGGCGAGUUCGAGAAGGCCCACACGGACUUCUUCGAGGCGUUCAAGAACUACGACGAGUCGGGCUCCCCGCGCCGCACCACCUGCCUCAAGUACCUCGUGCUCGCCAACAUGUUAAUGAAAUCGGGCAUCAACCCGUUCGACUCUCAAGAGGCGAAACCCUACAAGAACGACCCGGAAAUCUUAGCGAUGACGAACCUAGUGAUGGCGUAUCAAAACAACGACAUCAACGAAUUCGAGUCCAUUCUGAAACACAACAGAAACAAUAUAAUGGAUGACCCGUUCAUUAGAGAACAUAUUGAAGACCUGCUCAGGAACAUAAGGACACAAGUGCUUAUAAAACUGAUUGGGCCCUACACGAGGAUACACAUACCGUUUAUUUCUAAGGAGCUCAACAUUGACGAGAAAGAAGUGGAGAAUUUACUCGUCACGUGUAUCUUGGACAACACAAUCAGCGGACGCAUAGACCAAGUGAACUCAGUAUUGGAGCUGCAGAGCGGCGCAGGCGGUGCGACGCGCUACACCGCGCUCGACAAGUGGACGGCGCAGCUGUCCUGUCUGCACCUCGCGCUGGCCAACAAGAUGGCGUAAACUGAACGGACCCCGCAUCGAUAAGGCUGAUUUUUUUACGCUGGCAACACCGAAAUAAAAACUCGACAGAAUAUGUCGCUUGAAGCAGAAACGGAUGUUUUUGGUCACGACUAGACUGUCAAGUGUUUUAUAGUCUCUACUUUCUUCGUAUUUGCUCCUCGAGAUUGUUUCGUUACGUUUGCAAAGACAUUUUGUGAUAUCUGUGCAACUUUACUUUGGCUAGUCCGUUUGUAUAGUUGUUGUAAUAAAACACCAGUGAUAAAUGAAAUAAGACAGAUUUAAGUUGUAUAGAGUUGUGAAUGUAGCUUUUUUAUAUCUGUGCACUUGUCUUUGUAAUUUGUUGAAGAAAUUUUAAUAAAGGAGCAAUUCUCAACGGUUAUGAAUUUGUUCCGACUCAAUUUGUAAGUCAAAUACAAUAUUGAAAUAA